This is a messenger RNA of Pecten maximus, 4384 nucleotides long. RefSeq lists its product as uncharacterized. Gene Ontology annotation, biological process: regulation of apoptotic process. Bases 137 to 2920 code for a protein of 927 amino acids. Gene Ontology annotation, molecular function: protein binding. Lineage: Eukaryota; Metazoa; Mollusca; Bivalvia; Pectinida; Pectinidae. The record is from RefSeq and is a predicted model, not a curated record. The transcript has 5 exons.
UUAUUGGAAAAUGCCUGGCUGGCUACCCCAGUGUAGAAUGAGAGGAGUGUAUGAUGGUGAUUGUCUGGCGUCGUCAGCUGUAUGAUAGUCUGGACCAUAUUGGACGAGGUCACAAUCAUCAACUGUCUGUUGAAAAAUGGCAUCUGGCUCAGACCCAAAUACAUACCGAAAAGUUCUUGCCAAUAUUGGCAGAAACCUUGAGAGAGGUGAUGUUACCAGUGCGAAGUUUCUCAUUGGCGCAAACAUAAAGUUAUUUCCAUCCGGCGACCUGGAGGACGUGACAACGGGUGAAGAACUGAUUGCCCUGUUAGAGAAGAGGGGAUUUAUAUCGGACACAAAUGUCACAGAACUCAACUCACUGUUGGUACAAAUUAAUUGCGGGCAGCUUUGUUCUGAACUUGAGCCUUUGAAAAACAAGCUGAUUCUUCAUAAAGAUGCAAAAUGGAAAGUUGGAUACGCCACAGUACCACACUUCUUAAAAGUUAAAUAUUGUACCUUUCUGGAACAAGCACUGGCAACAGAGAACAUCGUGGCUCUUCUGGGCCCACCAGCAACAGGAAAAACUCAGUUGGCAUGUAAUUAUGCACAAGAUUUCUUCAAAGAAAACAAAGAAUCGGUUAUAUGGAAAUUAGAUUGCGAAGGAAAAACUGAAUUUAUGAAAUCAAUGUUCGACUUAUUAGAUCGUCUUCAUAUGAAACCCGAAGGUAAGAACGAAGAAAAGGCGCAUUACUUGGAGGAGUUGGGACAGAUGGUCGUGGACAAUUUUGGAGGAGCAAGUCAAGCUAAGAAACCUCACUUGCUUAUAUUUGACGACAUUGGAGAUUCAUGCAACGAAAUCGUUAGCAAGAUAUUGAAAAACUUCAAAGAAAAUUCGCACAAUGUCAAAAUCAUUGCCACUAUGAAUGGGGAUAUUGACCUUGAGUGUAAAACAAUGAAAGUUACUGGCUUACAGGACGAAGAGGUCAUUCCAUUCUUCAGACACAAUUCGGAUUCAGGCGGAGCAGAAUCUGCUAUUACUAAAGCAAAGGACGACGAUAUCAAAACUUUAGGAAAACUCUUUGGAAAGUCGCCAUUCGGUUUAAUGCUUUCAAAGCACUACAUCCAGAAAUCAGGGAUGGACCUUUCAGAUUUCACUGAAAUGUUAAACAAGGACGAAGGAUUCAUUGGUAACACAGAGAAUCACGCGGAAAACAUAGGUCAGUAUUACAAAAAAUGCUUACUUGCAGCACACCGAAUUAUUUUGGAGAGGGUAGAAUUAAAACUGAAUGACGACGGGAAGAUAUUGCUGUCUCUCAUCCCUUUCCUCCAUCACGAACACAUCCAGGUCGGAGUACUGUCAAGACUACUGAAGAGUGGAUCACUACAGCGCCAUGAAUAUGAAGACAGCAAUGUCAUAGAAAGACUACGAAAGUAUGCUCUUUGCGAUUUGAAGGGCCUUGGGAGUGACAGAGUUAUAAUGAUACACGCUUUGACACAGAAAGCCCUUCUUAAUCGUCUUCCUGCCGAAGACAGACAGGAGCGCAUCAGUCUACUGUUGCACUUCUUUGCCACGAACAUGAUCAUGGAUUGCAGAUUACGGACAUCAAUGGACACAAAUAUCCUCUUCAUAGACCAUGCUAUGAACGUACUACGGAUGGCAGAAAAGAUCAGCAAUCCUUCCUAUACGAUGCAGGUGUUGCAGUGCUAUGUUAGUACCCUUGUCGGUGUGACAUUUCGCAUCGGCGGUGUCGACAACUUCUUGGUUAAUGAUUACCUUACGAGGGCCAUGACACUAUGCUUUCGCAUGAUUGGUGAAGAUCGUUCUCUUUUCGAGUGGGAUCCUUGUGUGGAUACGGAGCUUGAUACAGUGGGCAGCACGAAACAUGGAAACAAGAUUGAUGAUCUGGUUGAAAAGUUGUGCUCACUUAAAGAAAAAAUCCCAAAUGAUUUCAUACAAGAAUUUAUAACCUCAAUGAUCCGUCCAGACAAAGAUAUGGAACACCUCCGGAUACGAGCGAAGGAUUUGUCCCAGUUCUCUUUCGAAAACGAGCUCGGAAAAGACUUGCAUCGCCAUCUUGUAGAGAAGAAGCUAGCAGCGCCACUCGGCAUUGUCCGCGAGUUCUUCUUUGUGGAACUUUUGAUUGUUAUACUUUACAAUAAUGGACGAAAUCACUAUUUGCAGAAAACUCGUCGCAGGCAGUUAAUGGAAAUGUCAUGGAAGCUAGGAGAACGUCUGAAAGAAAAAUGUUGCAAUUAUCUUUCAAUACAAUCUCUGAUAACCCAAAGGAACGGCCUCCUGUACAAGCUUGACCUACCAAAUGCAACCAAGGAAGACCAAUUGAAGGCUGUAAAUAGUGCUGUAGAAAAAUACACUGUAAUGAUUCAUGACAAGGAAGAUUACUUUGAGUUUGGAAUUUUGAAGCUCAGUAAAGUAAGUAAGAACUUCCAUCAUAUAGCGAUGUGUCGGAAGUUCUUGAUUAAGUGUUAUUGCCGUCUGUUCGAACUACACACAGGAGAUGACAAAAAACGAAUGACGUAUGAUUCAGGAUUGCGAUGUGUCGAGAAACUGACAGAACUUACUGAAGAAAUGGCCGCCUGGACAGCACUUCCAGGACUUCAUGUUCAGAUAGCGAAAUUCUACAUGUUGACCCCACCAGGAGGCGAAAGUGAUAUAGAGAAAGCCAUUCGGCAUUUAAAAUCGGCAGAUACGAUUGAGAAUAAUACAGAUGUAGGUUUGUCGCAUUUUCGUCUCCAAGCUCUGUUUUGUUUGAUCGCCUGCUACCGCCAGAAAGGUGAUAUUGACAGUCUGAAAUGUGCAAGAGACAUAUGUAACAUUCUCAUCAGCAAUCUGCACUCAUCAAACUCACAGGAAAGUUUGAGUAAAGCAAACAGACAACUGGACCAAAUUAAUGAAAUCUUAAGUGGGGAACAUUCAUCAUAGGCAAGCAACAGGGUAUUUUAGAGACGUCCUGAAUCAAAACUACAUCGUACGUGUUUAAACCAUUUUGAAUAUAAUUUCGAUAAAGAAUCGACAAUUAUAAUCCCAACCGCCAACUUGAUACAUAACGGAUAUGUGUUCACAAACGUUACAUAUCUGUUUCAAGUAUCAAUAAAGUUAAACAAGGCAUGAUUUUGUUGAUCGUAAGCUGUAUAAUUAAUGUGUUGUUGUGACACUAGUAACAUAUUCCACUGGUAACAGGAUACAUUUGUGAUGGUUGUUAUGGCGCUGGUAACAGGAUAUCAAUGUGAUGGGUGUUAUGACACUGGUAACAGGAUAUUAAUGUGAUUAGUGUUAUGGCGCUGGUGACAUGAUAUCAAUUUGAUGGGUGUUAUGACACUGGUAACAGGAUAUCAAUGUGAUGGGUGUUAUGACAAUGGUAACAUGAUAUCAAUGUGAUUGGUUAUAUGACACUGGUAACAGGAUAUCAAUGUGAUGGGUGUUAUGACACUGGUAACGAAAUCAAUGUGAUUGGUGUUAUGACACUGGUAACAGGAUAUCAAUGUGAUGGGUGUUAUGACACUGGUAACAGGAUAUCAAUGUUAUGAGUGUUAUGACACUGGUAACAGGAUAUCAAUGUGAUUGGUGUUAUGACACUGGUAACAGGAUAUCAGUGUGAUUGGUGUUAUGACACUGGUAACAGGAUAUCAAUGUGAUGGGUGUUAUGACACUGGUAACAGGAUAUCAGUGUGAUUAGUGUUAUGGCGCUGGUGACAUGAUAUCAAUGUUAUGAGUGUUAUGACACUGGUAACAGGAUAUCAAUAUGAUUGGUGUUAUGACACUGGUAACAGGAUAUCAAUGUGAUUGCUGUUAUGACACUGGUAACAGGAUAUCAAUGUGAUUGCUGUUAUGACACUGGUAACAGGAUAUCAAUGUGUUUGGUGUUAUGACACUGGUAACAUGAUAUCAAUGUGAUUGUUGUUAUGACACUGGUAACAGGAUAUCAAUGUUAUGAGUGUUAUGACACUGGUAACAGGAUAUCAAUGUGAUGGGUGUUAUGACACUGGUAACAGGAUAUCAAUGUGAUGGGUGUUAUGACACUGGUAACAGGAUUACACUCACAUGCCUUGAAUAUAUAUUUAGUUUACAAUGUAGAUCUCUCUUUCUGGUUUUUUUAUCAAGUUUUCGCUGCAGGGUAACUUCCGGUUGAGAUGACAGGGUGAGUGCACGUGCAUCACCUCUCUGGCCAUAAAAACAGUAUUUGCACCAGCAUAUCGUCCUUGUCACAAGUUAACUUUACACAUUAAUAUGCAUUGCUCCGAAUUUGGAACGUGUUAUAUGUAUAUGUAAAAUACUCUACCUGUCCACCUCAGAACUAUUUAUAGCUGAUCUGUAUACGUGAACUUUACGGGUACCCAGGAAACCUGAAUUAUUGGCCCUGGAAUCAAUAAAAAAAAUGAUGACCAA